UGUGAUUUUUAUGUAAAUCUGUUUUAAAAGAAAUGUUUCUUGCCAUUAUGUUUGUAGAGAAAAGCUGGGAGGGAGGUGUAAAGGAGGAGGAAAGAAGCCCAAAAACUGAAACAAAUGAAAGGCAGCUGAAAAGACUUGAUUUGGGGGGUCUGAUUCAUGAAUUUGAACUUUUGAAUUCAGCAGCAUUGGUAUCAGGAAAAAUCAUACAUACAGUUAAAUUGAGUUAACUAUUCUUGUCAUCCAAGUUUUACAAAACACACCAACUAGAAGGCAUGCUUUUGCCCUCCCUGCCCACAACUAGGUGUUGCAGUGUUGAUCAAAUUGCAUUUUUAUAUUAAACAUGCAUAAAUGUAUAUUUUUAUAGAGAAAAAGCUUGCCUAACUGUUUAAAUAAGCCCAUUUCACUUGAAAAUAGACCCAUUUUUGCUUUUAAUCUUAAUUUUUACUGGGAAAAGUCUCUUUUUAGCUCCAUAAAUUUGUAUGCCAUGUGAAAAUCAGAUGGGUAUUCAAGUUUGCAUUCUAUGUUACCUUAAUUUUGAACGGUUUUGCAAGAAGUUUCUUCAUCUGGAUGAGUGGGGGGUAUUGAGGCACAUUAGAAUUCUAUUACAAGUUGCAUAAGAGCAAAGCAUGACCAAACAUCUACUCUCUGUGAAUAAAAUGCUUCUCAGUAGCUGGUUUUAUCCUUAUGGGUUGUCUCUCACAGGCCCGGGAAAUGUUAUGUUUGGAAGUUCAGAUGACCAAAGGGGAAAAUGAGGAGUGUUUAAAAAGGGUUUUAAACCGGGGGUAUGUGUACACCUGGGGUACUUCUGAUGGCCUCAGGGGGUACUUGGCAGUGGCUGCUGCCAGUGUAUGCUGCUGGCACUUCCACCGUCGCUGUGCUGCCAGUCGUGCCCCCCACCCCAAGUUGCCGAUCGGCCGCUGGGGGACUCCUCCCCCACCUGCUCGUCUGGCCACCGGGGGACUCCUGCCAUUUUGACCAGCUGCCAGGGGUACAAUGACCCCAAAAGGUUGAAACCCCCUGCCUUACACCUAUGUAUUAAUAAACUAACAGGGGGUGAAAGUGUUAUGCUUAUGGUGAAGGAAUCCUAUGAAGAAAUGCAAAGAAUCACUGAGGACUCAGACAUCCUGUGCUUGCACUGCAUAAAGGGUUGGGAGCCAACAUUAAAAGCCACACUAGAGAGUGGUGCAGCUGAAAAAAAAAUGCAAAGAGAUGCUUCCAGUGGCUCCCUGGAAGUACCACUUAAUUCACUUUCCAUUGGACAUAAAAUGAAAGUAGGACUGCCUUUGGAAAAGCCUGCACAUUUGGAGUUACAGCUGAAGGCCAAUGAGCGCCUGGAAGGUCUAGAUGUGCGCCUGGGGUUUGAUCUGUGUGUGGAGGAGCAGGAUUUCCUGAGGAAAAGGAAGAAAGUGGUUGCUGAAGCACUGAAAAAGUUUCUUUAUCUGGAACAGGAUCUGCAAGAACAUGAGCUAAAUAACAGCACACUCUCCAAUCAGCGCCAGGCUGUGAAUCAGGGGCAAAACCCCUUGCCUUUCUAUCUGGCCCUCAGUGUCAAAAAGGACAUGCAGAGCAGUUUUGCAUUUAAAGAAUGGUGUGAAUUUUCUCCUUUUGAGGUGGGAUUUCUGAAAUAUGGAGCCUUCAUUCGCUCAGAAGAUUUUGGUAGUCAUUUCUUCAUGGGACGCCUGAUGAACAGGAUUCCAGAAUCAAGGAUCUGUUACUUGGAAGCAGUGUGGAGUAACAUCUUUUCUGUGAAUCUGCUGGAUGUCUGGAAUGUUGUCACCAGCUUGUACCCAGAAUGGAAGCAAGAGGAUGAGAAAAACAAAAGUCUGUCUACACAGCCUUUCUCGGCUCAGAAGACUUUUUGUUUCAGCCCACCUGAUGAGGUCUCACACAUUGUCAAUGAGAUUUUGACCAGUCGCCCAGCAGAUGAACGGACCCCUAACUUCUUGAAAGGUCUUCAGUUCCACAAAGACUAUGACCAGCAUGAGGAAUUUUCUACAUGGAAUGAUGUUCAAGCAGAUGUGCCUCCGAAUCAUCUUACACCUCUGGAAGAGGAAUUAUGUCUGGUUGAUGCCACCGAUUUCAUUAAUACCAGUUGCCCACCAUUGCUGAGGAAGGAAAGAAGAGUAGAUGUUAUCCUGUACUUCGGUUACAGCCUACUGAAGACAUGUUUUGAUUCCAUAGAAGAGACAGGGCAGUACUGUGUGGAACAAGGACUACCCUUCCCGAAAAUAAUACUGACUGAAGAAGACAAGAAGAAUCCAAAGGAGUGCUAUGUGUUUGUGGAUGAUGAGAAUCCAGAGGUUCCCAUUGUGCUUUUCUUCCCGUUGGCGAACAACACUUUUAAAGAGUACAAGGCACCUGGAGUGAAACGCAGCCCGGCAGAGAUGGAAAAAGGUGAUAUAGAUUUUGUCAGGUCCACGUCCCCUUAUAAACUGGAAAAUCUGACCUAUAGCAAGGAGGACUUUGACAAACUGCUAAUGGUCACUGAGUACAAUGUCCAAAAUAACAAGGACUUGAUGCUGCAAGCUUUCCACAAAGCUGUAGAAAGGAGAAAACAUCAACAGAGUUAAUUCACCUUGGUGGAAUUUCUGGAUUAAUAUCAAUUUUCACUCUGGCCUCUGUGUAAAUCUUGGUAAUGCUUAAAGAUAUUGCUUCUGCAGUAAUUUUCUGCAGAUUUUGCUUCCAGUAAUGAACCAGUAGGCUGAGGACGUACACUAAUAUAUGCAUAGCAGAAGUAGGUAGGCCACAGGCCUAAAUACAGCUUAAGUAGGUGACAGCAAGUGUCCGUAAAUCAGAUAAUUUAUCCGUAAGUGAUUAACAAAUACCUGUCAGAUGACUUGUAUAAAGUAAAAAACCAUAAACAUGGGUCAUGAAUAUUCUAAGGCAGGGCUGUCCAAAUGAUGGUUCAUGAGUUCAUGGCCUGUGGGCUCCUGUCACUUUUUCUUCCCCCCAGCAAUUGCCAUCUCCCUAAAUCACCUGCUCCUGCUGCUGCUGUUGUCGCCACCUUCCUUCUGGGCUGCCACUUCCUGCUGUUGCCUCUGUGGGUGGUGCAGCUUGUAGCCACUUAGAAGUUGGAUGGCCCCAUCGUGUAGUUUCAGACAAUACAUAUAUAGUUGCAAUGCAUAAUGCAAUUGUAAUUGAAUGCCUUAAAUGCUAAUGUUUAACUAAGAUGGAUCACUAACCUGCCAGAAUUGGAGACCCCAAAAGAAAUAGACACUGAAAUCUAAGGCAACAGGGAAAUUUUCCCAGUAUAAUUAUUCAUAAGCCAAAUAGAUGUUAUGAUAAUUUAGUGUCAGUAAUGCUCCAUGAAAUAGUGCCAUGGGGAGAGAAGUAAAACAGUACCAUGGCCUUCUCUUAGUCUGUGAAACACCAACCUCUUCCAGGCAUCCCUCAUAGGAUUCUAUAUGUAAUGGGAAUGCUAGUUGGUUCUGUUCUGCUUCUCUGUCCCUUGCAUAAUUACAGUUGUCAUGCUACAUUUGGCCUUAUUAAUAAAUGUGUGAUCUCACUUGUGCAACUCAAUAUGCCCUACCUACUGACAACAUACUUACUGAAGCAGCUAAUCUGGAGUGCUGAUCACUACAUGCUAAACUCUAGUUAAUGGAAACCUAAUUGGUACAAGUAAUUCAAACCAGGGUUUAGGUUACAAAGUACAAGGGCCUACAUUUUCUGCCAGCACCCAGAUGACAGGGGCCACUGUGAUUUGUCCAGCUUUGAACAAUCUAAUAGAAUAUUUUUGGUUGCUGUUUAUAUUACAAACGUUGCUUUCCUAUUUAAUAUAUUCUAAUUUUAAAAUUUAUUUUAUUAAAAGAGGAUCAUUUUACAGAAUUGUAGAGUGGGCAGGACUGUGACCUCUGAUUGAUUGGUUCCUGGUUCUUUUGAAAGGCAGUGUUGUCUAGAGCAGUGUUUCUCAAGCCAUGGGUCAUGACCCAAAAAUGGGUCGCAAGAAUAUUUGAAAGGAACAUGAACCACAGAAAAAAUGUGGGAAAGCACAGGUUUCCCCUUGCAGCCUGGCA
Molecule: messenger RNA, 4013 nt
Organism: Alligator sinensis (Chinese alligator)
Lineage: Eukaryota; Metazoa; Chordata; Crocodylia; Alligatoridae
Product: cytosolic phospholipase A2 delta-like
Exons: 13
Coding region: 849-2570 (573 amino acids)
Biological process (GO): glycerophospholipid catabolic process
Cellular component (GO): cytosol
Molecular function (GO): calcium-dependent phospholipid binding; calcium ion binding
Source: RefSeq, a predicted model, not a curated record